AUGUCGCCCGAUGUCGGCUCAAGCAGAAGCCUGCCGAAUGCAACCCCUUGUCUUAGCUAUUGGCAACGAACGACUCGGGGAUUUCCCUAUCUCUUUGAACAUCAGUUCAACCCCGUACCCGUGACGUCCAAAUAUGUCAUUAUCGGUUCGGGAAUCGCUGGUGGACUAACGGCAUUCUCGCUUCUGGAAGCGGGUGUGAAAGCAGAAGACCUCAUCAUUCUUGAGGCGCGCGAGGCAGCCAGUGGGGCGAGUUCUCGGAAUGCAGGUCAUGUUCGACCUGACGCCUUUCGAGGGUUCAAUGCUUAUGCGAAAGUUCACGGGCCGGAACAGGCUCUCAAAGUUAUCGCCAACGAGCGUCUUGUACUAGAAAAGGUCGACGAAUUUGUCAAGAAACACAAUGUGCAGUGCGACUUCAAUCUUACAACCACAUUCGACGUCUGCAUGACCGAGGAAUUCGCAAAGUACGAAGCAGAGAGUCUCACCGCGUAUGAGCUUGCAGGAGGUGAUAUUUCGCACAUUAAAGUCUACAAAGGCAAAGAAGCCCAAGAUAAGACGAGGAUCUCAGGAGCAGUAGCUGCUUACGAAUGGCCCGCUGGCUCCAGCCAUCCCGCUAAACUGGCACAGUUUCUGCUCCAAGCCCCAAAGAAAUCAAACGCAACGGCGAAAAAGUGGGAUAUUAUGACGUCCAAGGGCGUUGUAACGGCAGAGAAAAUCAUCCACUGCACGAAUGCCCACGCUGCCCAGCUUCUUCCGUAUUUGGAGCCUUAUUUGCGACCAAACCGUGCCCAAGCACACACAUUGGUUCCGACGCCAGCUUUUGCAUCGAGAAAUGCUCUGCAAAGCACAUUUUCUUUGCGCUAUAGUCUUCACCACUUUUACUCGCUGAUCCAGCGUCAAGGAGACGGAACCCUUGUUCUGGGUGUAUCACGAUCUAAUCCGACCCUUAGUGCUGAGACAUUAGCUGGCCGAUUCAGCACCGAUGAUUCCCACUACAAUGAUGAAAUGGUGGAUGAUGCGCUUCGCAGUCUCGAUAAUUUCUUCCCAGAGUUCCAUCUUACACAAGCUCGACAUGGGGAGGGUCUGCAGGACGCUUGGACGGGUAUUAUUGCCAUGACUACGGACUCUGUGCCGUUUGUUGGUGAUCUGGGUCAGGGGCAGUAUAUUUGUGCUGGGUUCAAUGGGCAUGGCAUGGCGAGGAUAUUUACUUGUGCGCCUGGUGUUGCCAAGCUUGUGCUUGGUGGACAUUGGAGUGAGACUGGCUUGCCUGAAUGCUUUGAGCUUAAUCAGGAGAGGCUUGCGCGGAUGUCAAAUGGGGAACUACCAUCAAUAUGGUGA
Penicillium maclennaniae is the source of this 1335-nucleotide messenger RNA. Its product is annotated as NAD(P)/FAD-dependent oxidoreductase. The record is from RefSeq and is a predicted model, not a curated record. NCBI's taxonomy places the organism in Eukaryota, Fungi, Ascomycota, Eurotiomycetes, Eurotiales, Aspergillaceae. Gene Ontology annotation, cellular component: cytoplasm. Bases 1 to 1335 code for a protein of 444 amino acids. Gene Ontology annotation, molecular function: oxidoreductase activity. The transcript has 2 exons.